ACCGGGAGAAGUCAACACGCCUUUAACUCCCGCAACCCCACUCCCCAUCCAGUAUCCACUACGAGUUUUUCCUCGCAAAAUUCAAGUCUGCAACACACUUGUUGGAAGUAUUUCUGUAGCCCAUCAUUCCAAUGAUGGACCAUGUGCACCCAGAACUGCUUGAAGUCAACAAACUACAACAACGAUGAGAUCCCAAACCCGUUCCAAGCCAUGUUGGCGAGACAGGGCAUUACUUUGUGCUUUCAUUGCCAUUCCCAAAUUGCAAGCACUUUUUUACUACUGGCUAGUAGGUCUAGCAGAAGCAGAUUUGCUCUUUUUGUUUAAGGAUGAAGUUUUCUUUUCUUUAUUUAAAUGAAAUCAUUUGUUAAUUCUAAUAUUUGCAAGAUGUUUUCUGGAUUUGGAAUUUCACGUUGAAGAUAGAGAAAGAGGUUGAAUUUUUCCUUUUUCUUUUUUUUGCCAAGUCAAACGCUUAAAAAUUCUGUCGUCCCUGUUUAACUGCCGGCUGAUUUUGGAUGCAAACCAUGCGACAUUUUGUCUUUUCUUUGUCCACUUCACCAAAACCAAAAUACCAUCCUCGUUGCUUUCCCCUGUUCGAUUUUUCCCAUUGCAGGUUCGUCAACUUUUCCAGCCUAAGUUUUAUCCUUCUCUUCUUCCUCUGGUUGCCUUUCCUGGAUCAGUUUUCUGUUCACAACCACAUCCUUUGCAGAUUGGAGAAACCAUGGCUGGGGCUUUGGUAGGAGGAUCGGUUAUCUCUGCUUUUCUUCAGGUUUUGUUUGACAGGAUGGCUUCCCACGAGGUUUUGGACUUCUUCAGGGGCCGAAAGCUCAAUGAAGGACUGCUUAUGAAACUGAAGACCACAAUGAUAUCUGUCAAUGGACUGCUUGAUGAUGCAGAGGAAAAGCAAAUGGCCAAGUUAACUGUGAAACAGUGGCUCGAUGAACUUAAAGAUGCUGUCUACGAGGCUGAUGACCUGUUGGAUAGCAUUGCUUAUGAAGCUCUGCGAUCAAAGUUGGAAGCUGGGUCUCAUUCCAUCGCAAAUCAGGUGCGGAACUUUUUCGCUUUUCGUGAUCCAUUUGGAAAGGAAAUGGAAGUCAAUUUAGAAAAUAUACUCGAUAGACUUGAAUUUUUAUUAAAACAGAAGGAUUCUCUAGGUCUGAAUUUGAAAGAGGGUGUAGAAGAAAAACCUUUUCAGCAGAAAAUACCAACAACUUCUGUGGUGGAUGAAUAUGGUUUUUAUGGUAGGGAUGGCGAUAAGAACACUUUAAUAGACUUGCUAUUAUCUGAUGAUGCAAAUGUCAAUGACCUAGGAGUGAUUCCAAUAGUAGGCAUGGGUGGGAUUGGUAAAACCACCCUUGCUCAGCAUGUUUACAAUGAUAGCAGAGUACAAGAAUGGUUUGAUCUUAAAGCAUGGGUCUAUGUUUCAGAAGAAUUCAAUGUUUUUAAAAUAACAAAAGACAUUUUUGAGGAGAUAACUUCAAAAACUUCUGACGCCAACACUUUGAAUAAGCUUCAACUUGAGCUGAAAACAAGAUUGAGAGGGAAAAAGUUUUUGCUUGUUUUAGAUGAUGUUUGGAAUGAUAAGUAUGGUGAUUGGGACAUUUUACGGAGACCUCUCAAAGCUGGAGCACGAGAAAGUAGGAUAGUUGUCACAACUCGCAACCAAAAUGUAGCGUCAAUUAUGUGCACAAUUCCAACUCAUGAUCUAAGGGAACUGAGCGAUGAUGAUUGUUGGUUUUUAUUUGCAAAGCAUGCUUUUACUGAUGGAAAUUUCGGCUCAUAUUCAAACUUAGAACCAAUCGGUAGAGAAAUAGUGAGAAAAUGCAAAGGUCUACCUUUAGCUGCAAAAGCACUAGCUGGCCUCUUGCGCUCCAAAGAAAAUGCUAAAGAAUGGGAGAAGGUCUUGAAGAGUAGCUUGUGGAAUUUGUCAAAUGAUAAUAUCCUUCCAGCUCUAAGGUUGAGCUAUCAUUAUCUCCCCUCCCAAUUAAAGCGUUGCUUUGCUUAUUGUGCAAUAUUGCCCAAGGAUUAUCAAAUUCGAAAGGAGAAGUUAAUUUGCUUGUGGAUGGCAGAGGGAUUUUUGGAUCAGCCGAUAGGAGAUAAGGAGGCAAUUGAGUUAGGUGAGGAAUACUUUCAGGAACUUAUGUCGAGGUCAUUUUUUCAACAAUCAAGACGUAGUCCGAUGCAUUUUGUUAUGCAUGACCUUAUAAAUGACUUGGCCAAAUUUGUGUUUGGAGAAUUUUGUGUUAGAUUAGAGGAUGAUAGUUCCUGCAAGAUUACCCAAAAAACUCGUCAUUUGUCAUAUUUAAGAACAAGGCAUGAUGCCUUGAAAAGGUUUGAGACCAUCUACGAAGCUAAGUUGCUACGUGCAUUCUUAUCAGUAAGUUUGUCAAGUCAUUCGAUUUCUGAAGAGAUUGACAGUGAGGUAAUGCAUGAUUUGCUGCCAAUGCUUCUGCGACUGCGUGUGCUAUCUCUAUCGCAUUAUGAUAAUGUAGUUGUGCUACCGGAUUCAAUUGGCAAGUUCAAACAUUUAAGAUAUUUGAGUUUUGCUGGAACGCCUAUUAAGAGAUUACCAGAAUCUGUCUGCAGUUUGUACAAUUUACAAACUUUAAUCUUGAUGAAGUGCAAAGAUCUAGUUGAGUUGCCAGCCAACAUGGGGAAGCUAAUGAACUUGUGUCAUCUUGAAAUUACUGAUACAAGCUUGAAAGAGAUGCCACUACACAUGGGGAAACUAACAAAGCUCAGAAAGUUAACCGAUUUUGUUUUGGGAAGUCACAGUGGCUCUAGCAUUAAAGAGUUAGCAGAGCUUCAGUAUCUGAGGGGAAAGCUUGGGUUUUGGAAUCUUCAAAAUGUCCUGGAUGCUAGCGACGCUUUGCAAGCUAAUUUGAAGGGUAAGAAGCACCUGGAGGAGCUGCAGUUGAGAUGGAAUGGUGACACUGAUAAUUCACUGCAUGACAGAGAUGUUCUUGAGCAACUAGAGCCUCAUAGAAAUGUGGAGAGUCUUCUAAUUGUUGGUUAUGGGGGUACAAGAUUUCCAGUUUGGGUAGGAAACUCUUCUUUCUCAAAUUUGGCAACCAUGCAGCUAAACGGAUGUAAAUACUGCUCCUUCUUACCCCCACUCGGGCAGUUGGUGUCUCUGAAGAUCCUUUCGAUCAAAGCAUUUGAUGGAGUAGUAGCUAUUGGUGAUGAGUUCUACGGUAAUAGCACAAGCAUGAAAAAGCCAUUUGGAUCCCUUGAAAUUUUAAGGUUCGAAAGCAUGCCACAAUGGCGGGAGUGGAUUUCUUAUGGUGAUGAAGCUUUCCCUCUUCUUCAAAAGCUUUCCAUCAAAAAAUGUCCCAACUUAACCAAUACCUUACCCAGUAAUCUUCCUUCAUUAACAAUGCUUGAGAUCCAGGGAUGCCAGCAGCUUGGGGCUUCACUUCCAAGGGCUCCAAUUAUUCUUUCAAUUAAAUUGGUGGAUGACUAUCGUAAUUUUUUGUUUGGGAAAAUGUCUUCUGGGUUGCAGCGUCUGAAAGUGGAAAGAUUCCAAUGCCACCCUUUUGAUCCUCUGCUGGUGCAAAUGGGUGGUCUUUCCACUAAUGUAGAUGAAAUAGAAAUCAGAAACUGCAAUGCACUUAAGUGCUUCCCAUUAGAACAUUUUUCCAGGUUAAAGACACUUAGUAUCAGUGGAUGUGCAAAUUUUGAAUCCCUUUCUGCUUCUGGAGGACCUUUGGGGGACUCGACACGUCUUAGCUCGUUAGUAAUAUCCAACUGCCCAAGUCUAUUAUCUUUUCCCGGAGGAGGAUUAGCAGCCCCAAAUUUGACAAAGCUUGAGCUAAAGGAUUGCUUAAAUUUGAAGUCCCUGCCAGAACUUAUGCACUCCCUCCUUCCUUCUCUUGUGGAUUUGAGGUUAUCUCAUUGUGCAGAACUUGUGUCCUUUCCACAAGGGGGUUUGCCUUCCAAGUUACAAUUGCUUUGGAUCCAUCACUGUAACAAACUCUUUGACAGCCGCUUGCGAUGGGAUUUACCAAGGCUUCCCUCUCUGUCGGAGUUUCUUAUUGGCACGAUUGAGGAAGUGGAGUCGUUUCCAGAAGAGAUACUGCUGCCCUCUACUGUUACCUCUCUCACAAUCUCAAGUUAUAAGUAUCUGAAAUAUUUAGACUCUAAAGGCCUUCAAUGCCUCAUCUCUCUCAGAGAACUGACGAUAAAGAACUGCCCAAAUUUGAAAGAGCUUCCAGGAAGUAUGCACUCCCUCCUCCCUUGCCUUAUGAAGCUGGUGAUCUUCAAUUGCCAGGAACUUGUGUCGUUUCCAGCAGGGGGUCUACCCUCUAAAUUAGAAUCACUUGCGGUCCUACGUUGCAAUAAACUUAUUGCUGGUCGCAUGCAAUGGGGUUUGCGGAGACUCCAUUCUCUUUUAAACUUGACUAUUGGCAAGGAUAAAGAUGUGGAAUCCUUUCCAGAUGAGAUGCUGCUGCCUUGCACUCUUACCUCUCUUAAAAUCAAGGAUUUUCAAAAUCUGAAGUCUCUAGACUAUAGGGGACUUCAAAACCUCUCCUGUCUUGGAGAAUUGAAGAUUUGGAAGUGCCCUAUGUUACAGUCCUUGCCAGUAGAGGGGCUGCCUUCUUCCCUUACUUCUCUAAUCAUCUCUGGUUGUUCUAUGCUGAAACAAAGGUGUCAACGUGAGAAUGGGGAAGAUUGGCCCAAGAUUUCUCACAUUCCCUUCGUGGAAAUCGACAAUGUUACCAUCAGUGAGAUAAAAGGCUAGACAGAUUCUCUUUUCUUGCAUCCGUCCAAUCCAGCAAGAUAAGGCAUGACAAUUGCAACUCAAUUUCAGUUUUUUUCCUUCCCUCUGUCUUCCCUUCACUGCUGUCUUCUUUGAAUGUUCAUGCCAUGUUUUUGUAAUUCAUUCUUGGUUGUUCCUAGCAGGGUUCUGAUACAAAAUUUCCUUCUUUAUGCAUUAGACGCUCAUUGAGUUCAUCUUUCAACACUGGCACUGGUUCUCUCAACAAAAAUUCAAUCCUCGCCAAGGAUACUGGAGCCAGUUUGUUCAGGCUUGACAAAGAGUGAGAACCACUGAGUGUAGCAUGAUGUGAUUCACUGUUUACUAUAGCAAACAGGCUUCUUAAGGGUUCUAGUGGUAAAG
Molecule: messenger RNA, 5116 nt
Organism: Hevea brasiliensis (rubber tree)
Lineage: Eukaryota; Viridiplantae; Streptophyta; Magnoliopsida; Malpighiales; Euphorbiaceae
Product: putative disease resistance RPP13-like protein 1
Exons: 3
Coding region: 719-4738 (1339 amino acids)
Biological process (GO): defense response to other organism
Molecular function (GO): ADP binding
Source: RefSeq, a predicted model, not a curated record